This is a messenger RNA of Capra hircus (goat), 2282 nucleotides long. It is a transcript of the gene NEMP2, whose product is annotated as nuclear envelope integral membrane protein 2. Gene Ontology annotation, cellular component: nuclear envelope. NCBI's taxonomy places the organism in Eukaryota, Metazoa, Chordata, Mammalia, Artiodactyla, Bovidae. The record is from RefSeq and is a predicted model, not a curated record. The coding region runs from base 85 to 1368 and encodes 427 amino acids. The transcript has 9 exons.
CUUCCCGCGCGCAGGCCGCCCCGCGCCAUUUCCGCUCCUCUCCGGCCUCCUCCCGGGGCCGCGCGCCGCGGACCCUCGAGCGGCAUGAGGCUGCCCCCCACGACGUGCUGGCUGCUGCUCUGGCUGCCGCCUCUGGCCGCGCAGCCCGCGGGCGCCGAGCGCGGGGAGGAGGAGGCGGCGGCCGUCUCAGUUUCUAGGUGUAAAGCUUUGAAGGAGAUGGAUUUAAUUAAAGCUUCUCUGUCGGACUGUUACUGCUACAAUCAAAAUUCCCAAGUGAAAUGGAAGUAUAUAUGGUCAACUGUGCAGGUGCAAAUUACCAGUCCAGGCCCGUUCAGUGUUGUAUAUAUCACAGAAAGGUAUAAUUGCCAGUAUCCAGAAACCAUCCUCUCCAUCAUCAGAUGUAUGUUUCAUAACUUUUGGACACCAGAGGAGUCUAAUGAUAGAACCAUAAUCAUCCAUCCAUACGGACAGACUGUCUGUUUCUCUGUGAAGCCAGCCAGGAAGAUAUUUAUGUAUACAAUAAGUGUGAAACAAAACAUUGUGGAUUUCAAGCUCGUCUUUGUGUUUGUGGUGGGCAUCUUCCUCUUCUUUUACGCAGAGACCUUGAGUCAAAGCCCCGUUUUCUUUUACUCUUCGGGGACUGUGCUAGGUGUUCUAAUGACAUUAGUCUUUGUCCUGUUGCUGGUGAAAAAGUUCAUUCCUAAGUAUAGCACCUUUUGGGCUCUAAUGCUUGGUUGUUGGUUUGCUUCAGUGUAUAUUCUGGGGCAACUGAUGGAAGAGCUGAAGAGACGGUGGUAUGAAAGCAGGAUGUGUGUAUUAGGCUACAUCCUGACAGUUGGCUGCGUCAGCUUUGCUGUUUGCUACAAGCACGGGCCCCUGGUGGAGGAGAGGGACAUGGUGCUCCUGGCAUGGCUGCUGCGGCUGCUGUCCCUGCUCCUGGUGUACAUGGGGGUGGCCGCGCCCCAGUUCGCCUGCACGGCCGCCCUGCUCCUCGUCCUGGCGUCCGGGAGUCGCUGCUAUCUACCAAGUGCACUCGCCUGUGUCGGGAGGAAAAUGAAGAAAUGGUUCACAUCAGAGAAGCUGGCGGUGAAGCUUCUUACUGAAGACCAGUACAGGGAACAAGCUGAUGCCGCCACAACCUGCGCCCUGGAGGAGCUCCGCCAGGCCUGCCGCAGCCCCGGCUUCCCAUCCUGGCUGGCGGUCUCCAGGCUCCAGGAGCCGAAAAAGUUUGCAGACUUUGUUCUGGGAGGAAGCCACUUGUCGCCUGAAGAAGUGAGGCUCCAUGAGGAACAAUAUGGCCUUGGGGGCGCCUUCUUGGAAGAGCAGCUCUUUAACCUGAGGACUCCUGACAGUCUGCCUGCACAGUGACUUCAUCCUGGACAAGGAAGUGGGCAUGCGCAGGGAUGCAGAGCUGUUCCAAGGAGCAGUGGCCAAAGCAUUCGCCACAGAGAAACAUCAAACCAUACUGGAAAGGAAAGCUAAACUUUAUUGAAGAUAACUGAUCCUUCUUGGUCAGUUCUGUGUAUUGUCCUGUAGGUGGCCACUGAGAUCGUGUGACGGUCAUUAUCACUUUGCUUGAAUGAAGACUCGUUAGGAACAAGGGAAUCGUGUUGAUCUUCAAAGGUCCAAUUAAUAUGAAUAAGUUCCUUGUCAACUCCAGGGCAUUAAAGCGUCUCUUAAACCCCAGAACCUGCAACAAAAUAGUGCAUUGCUCUUCCUGUGUGUUAUCAGUGUAAGGGCUGGGAGAGACCUGGGAUAUCCUGGACCAAUGUUUUCCAAAGCGUAGUCCACAGGAUGCUGCCGUGUUAGCAGCUAAGGGAUCCUGAGGUCAACCAAGAUGGAUACACGAUUAGAUAAACAUACUGCAGGACUUAUCAGAGCCUUUAGUAAUGCUGAUGCCUGUUGUGUGAGCCUCCUGAAGAGGAGAAAUGGUGUGUAGCAGUCUCUGACUUAAUUUGAAAACAGAACCCUUCUUUAUGACAUUAAUAUUCCUUGGACAGAAUGUUUAGAAAAUGCUGAUGGUGGAGGAAUGGAGACUUGGAAAAGUUAAAUAACUUAUCCAAGACCACAGAGAUUUUUAGAGGCAGCUCUGGGACUAGAAUUCCAGCCCUACUCUUUCCUGUGAUUCAGGUAGAAGAGACUUCUAGAAGCAAGCUGAGGGGCCGUCUCUCCACAGCCUUGGGUCUUAACAAUAUUGCUGACGUAUUUUUUUACUUUUUAAUAAUACCCAAGUAACUGAUAACUUCAAUAAAGAGAAACAUUUCCUAAGGUUAUAUUUUAAA